AUGGCGUGCCUUCCUCUACCGUCUCGAUCUUUGAUUGCAGAUCUCACUCGUGGCACCAAGCACCAAGCCUGCAGGCCGCCAGGAAACACCCUUUCGCCAGGGCCAUCGAUGGAAAGAUACAUGUUAAAGGAGGCCGUAGUCACGACAGAUCAGCUAACUUGGCAGAUGUUUUCGAUCCAAAAACUCAAACUUGGACAUUUGAAUCUCAAGAAUGGAACCCAGUUGAUGAGUUUUAUGGAAUGGUAUCGCGAAUUCCUUCUUGUUGCUUGA
Microthlaspi erraticum is the source of this 270-nucleotide messenger RNA. The record is from the annotation of a GenBank genome assembly. Lineage: Eukaryota; Viridiplantae; Streptophyta; Magnoliopsida; Brassicales; Brassicaceae.